AUGGACUUUGAAGAACUUCUAAAACAUGUAGGCGACAAUGGGAAGUUUCAGGUUUUGACAAUUAUCUUUUUCAUGCUUUCAAGUAUCCUGACAAGUCCUCAUGAUUACAUUGAGAACUUUACAGCAGCCAUGCCCGCUCACCACUGCCAUGUCCACCUCCUGGGCAAUCCCAAAUUUGAAGCCAAUGUCACCAUAAACCUGACAGCUGAAGCUCUUCUGAGGGUCUCCAUCCCUGUGGGCCCAAACCAGAAGCCUGAGCAAUGUCAUCGCUUUCGCCAGACCCAGUGGCAACUCUUAGAUCCCAAUGUGUCAGCUGUCAAUUAUACUGAUCCUGAGACAGAGCCAUGCCUGGAUGGGUGGAUAUAUGACCAAAGUGUUUUCACCUCUACCAUCGUUAUGGAGUGGGACUUGGUGUGUGAUUAUAAGUCAUUCAAAUACUUUGCACAAGCCAUUGCCCUGUCAGGGCACUUGGUGGGCUCUGCUCUAAGUGGCCUCAUUUCUGACAGGUUUGGACGGAAGCCACUGCUGGUCUCUUGUUGCCUGGCCUAUGGAAUCCUGAGCACCUGCUGUGCCUUCGCUCCGGUCUUCACCAUUUACUGUAUUCUGAGAUUCAUGUCAUCUGUCUGCCUGAGUGCAGUUCUAAGCAACACUUGCGUAUUUCUUUUUGAAGGAAACUCAUCAAAAUGGCAACUAGUGGCUACCGUGCUUUUCUCAUUAUCUGGGAGUAUUGGCCAGGCAUCAUUUGCAGGCGUGGCUUACCUUUUCCGGGAUUGGCACAUGCUCCAGUUGGUCAUUGCCUUGCCCUAUCUCAUUCUUUCUCUCUUUUCCUGUGGGAUCUCAGAGUCAGUCCGCUGGCUCAUGGCAACCGGAAAAACAGAACAAGCAUUAAAAGAGCUCCAGAGAAUUGCUCGUAUUAAUGGAAAGAAAGAGGUGGCAGAAAGUCUGACUUCUGAGAUUUUGAUAUCCAAAAUGAAGGAAGAAUUGAAUACCAAGAGAGAAUCUUUCAGAAUGAAAGAGAUCAUGUGUAAACCUGCAGUAUUCAAGACAGUGCUUUUUACGUCCGUUUUAGCGUUUUCAACAACAUUCAGCUUCUAUGGUCUCCUGCUGGAUAUUGAGAAUUUGGGGAAAAACAUAUUCCUGACCCAGUUUUUACUAGGCAUAACAGACUUGCCCAGCAAAUUUCUUUCCUAUUUUAUAUUAAAGUAUGUCAACCGUCGCCCUUCAAGCGGUUUUUCACUCAUUAUUCUUGGAAUUUCUAUUCUGAUCCCUAUAUUUGUGCCUAAAGAGAUGUAUGUUCUGCGCCUCACUGUUUACCUCUUGGGAAGAUCAUCUGUUUCUGUCCUUUCAUCCAUACUUUUAAUCUUUUCCAACGAACUCUCAGCCACAGUACUGAGGUCAACGAUACAGGGCAUUCUCUUUUUCAUCGCCAGAACAGCAGCAACAUUGUCUGCUUUAGUACUUUCAACGAGGCUGUAUUUUGUCCAUCUUCCGGCCAUCCUCUUUGGGACCUUUCCCAUAGUAGCGUCAGCAUUUGCCUACUUUCUGCCAGAGUCCUUUAAUCUUCCACUUAUUGAAACCAUCAAGGACAUGGAGAAAAGGUACGAGUUAAGAAACAAGAGCACCCGAAAAAAACAAAGAAAAGUCCUCUUGGCAACCACUGAGUGCUGA
Molecule: messenger RNA, 1668 nt
Organism: Marmota flaviventris (yellow-bellied marmot)
Lineage: Eukaryota; Metazoa; Chordata; Mammalia; Rodentia; Sciuridae
Product: solute carrier family 22 member 22-like
Biological process (GO): transmembrane transport
Cellular component (GO): membrane
Molecular function (GO): transmembrane transporter activity
Source: RefSeq, a predicted model, not a curated record